AUGUUAAACAAUGCAGCUAAACCAGUCCUAGAUUUUGCCUUCAAUAUAGAGAGUGAAUCUGACAAAAAUGAGUUUUGUAGUCUCAUUGCUUACUAUAAUAGAGUUCUGCUCUAUGUCAAAGUGAUACAGUUCACAUCUGUGCAGGCAAUCAUAGACGUCGUGGGGAAUGAGAAGAAAAUUCAUGUAAUUGAUCUAGGGAUACGAAGUGGGUCGCACUGGACAGUACUGAUGGAGUAUCUUGCACACAGAUCUGUUUCCUCUUCUCUCCCUACGCUUGAGCUUCUCAGAAUUACAGCAGUUGGGAUGAAUGCGGAAGAGCUUAGGAAAACCGGAAAAAGGCUUCAUGACCUGGCUAAAUCUUAUGCGAUUCCAUUAUCUUACAACAUGGUGGAGAUCGCAAGCAUAGAGGAGAUUAAGGAAGGUUUAUUCACCGUUAAAUCUGGUGAGGAGUUGGCAGUUUAUGCUCCAGUUGUUCUGAGAAAAGCGCAGCAUAAUUCUCCUUCUUUUGCAAAUAGAUUCAGCGAGGUGCUUUCCCAUUACAUGGCGUAUUUUGAUCUUUUGGAUGUUACCUUACCAGACAGAAUUGAUCUUAAGAGGGUGAAGCUUGAAGAAAUAAUUACUGCAAGUCAUAUAAGGAAUAUAAUAGUCUAUGAGGGGAAGGAGAGGUCCGUUAGGCAUGUUAGAACAGAUGAGUGGAGGUGCUUGUUCAGAAAAGCUGGGUUCAGAGAAAAGGGCUUCAGCUUUCAAGCUAUGUAUCAGGCUAGAUUGUUAUUACGAGAACAUGCUUCGGGAGAGUAUUAUACUCUAGAGGCCGAUGGACAUGCCAUGAUUGUAAAGUGGAAAGGAACACCAUUAUUUGCAAUCUCGGCAUGGGAUGGUAUCAAAUGA
Molecule: messenger RNA, 888 nt
Organism: Cryptomeria japonica (Japanese cedar)
Lineage: Eukaryota; Viridiplantae; Streptophyta; Pinopsida; Cupressales; Cupressaceae
Product: GRAS family protein RAM1-like
Exons: 2
Coding region: 1-888 (295 amino acids)
Biological process (GO): regulation of DNA-templated transcription
Cellular component (GO): nucleus
Molecular function (GO): DNA-binding transcription factor activity; sequence-specific DNA binding
Source: RefSeq, a predicted model, not a curated record